AUGUUGAUUGUUGAUUAAUUUUUUUUCAUUCUGAUUUGCUUCAAAAUACCAAAAUAAGGAGAAAAGUGUUUUGUUUUUUAUGAAUUUUUAAGUGAAUUUUCAUGCAAUUAAUAGUCAUCCUGAUUCUUAUUGCUUUGUAUCCAAUAGAUCACCAUGCAACUGUUAGAACAUGAAGAAACUAAUGGAAAACUAUAGAUUAGGACGCUAACAAACAAGUUGUAAUAAAAAUGUCAGUUUCAGUUGUUUCCCAGUUUGUUUCUGGUCUGAAAUCAAAAAAUGAACAGACCAGGACCCGAGCUGUUAAGGAACUUUUCAUGUAUGUCAAAAAUGACCUUAGAGAUGCCAGCCCUGAUGAAGUCAAUUUAUUUCUGGAUGAAUUUAAUCAUCAUAUUUUUGAUAUGGUUUCUAGCAAUGAUGUUAAUGAGAAAAAAGGAGGCAUUUUGGCAAUUGUAUGCCUUAUUGGAGCUGAUGUUGUCAACAUGACUCCCAGAAUUAGUAGAUUUGCAUACUAUCUCAGAAAUCUAUUAACUUCUAAUGAUGUAGGUGUUAUGGAAUUGGUAGCUAAAACUAUGGCCAGUCUAGCCUUAGUAUAUGGUUCAAAAGCGUUUGAAUAUGUGGUUUUUGAGGUUAAAACAGCUAUAGAGUGGCUUACUGAAGACAGAGUUGAAUCAAAACGUCACGCGGCAGUAUUAGUUCUCAAAGAACUUGCUACUGCACUUCCUACUUACUUCUACCAACAAAUAUCUCAGUUUUUCGAGUCAAUAUUCUAUGCGAUUCAAGACCCAAAGCAAGUUAUAAGGGAAGCUGCUACUGAAGCUUUAAGGGCAGCUUUAGUGGUAACUGCUCAAAGAGAAAAUGCCAAAGACAAUCAAAGAGGCUCGCAUUCUUGGUAUAAACAAUGUUAUGAUAAUUCAGGACGACUUCUGCAAGUCGAAAGAGGAGAUCGGCUAAGGGAAGAUAAAGUUCAUGGUUGUCUUCUCAUCCUUAAUGAAUUAUUACGCUGCUCAAAUGCUCAGUGGGAGCGUAAAUAUGUUGCUUUGCAAGAAAAUACUGAUCCCAAACCCAUUUCUGAUAUAGACCAGUUUAGUUUCAAUAGACCACCCUUUAUGUAUCCGAUACAUGCAAAGAAGAAAUCAAAUAAUAUGAUUAUAUCAGCACUUGAUCCUGUUAAGCCUGUAAUAAUAGAGUCAGUGAUUUGCCAUCAGUUGGUUGAGGAGAAGUUCGAAUAUAUUUGUUAUGAUGUUAUAGCCCAAAGAUCAUUAAGAGCAAAUUUCAUCCAACAAACUUUACUAAAUAUUUUGCCCAGGCUCGCAGCCUUUAACAAAGAAAAAUUUGUACAAAAUCAACUGAAAUCUACAAUGAACUACCUUUUGAAUAUUUUAAAGGGUAGAGAAAAAGACAGAAAUAAUGCCUUUAUCACUAUAGGUUUGAUAGCUGUAGCAGUUGAGGAAGAAAUUGAACCCUAUAUCGAUAAAAUUAUGGAGUUCAUUAAAGCGGCUCUGCCAAGAACCGAUUCUACGAGUAAACGCAGAAACGCCAUAGAUUGUAGUGUUUUUAAAUGCAUUACAUACUUGGCUUUAGCUUUGAAACGACAUGAAAAAAUGGAAAUUCCUAUUAUUUUGGAGCAGAUGUUAACCACAGGUCUUAGUCAAUCACUUACAGUUUGCUUAAGAGAACUUGCAAAAAAAGUGCCCAUACAUAAGGAGAAAAUAAGUGUCGGUCUUCUCAAAAUUUUAUCCCAUAUUCUUCUGAACACUCCUUUAACUCAUCCAGGACAGCCUAAAGAUGAAAAUGCCGAAAAAGCACCAACGGUACACUUGAGCAUGGACACUCAUAAUACUCAACUAAUUAUUUUAGCAUUACACACGUUAGGUACAUUCGACUUUCAGGGCCAAAGGCUUUUGCCAUUCGUCGAACGUUGCGCCAAAUACUAUUUGGUACAUGAUGUGACAGAGAUAAGAUUAGAAGCUGUAAAGACUAGCAGUCGUCUGUUACGUAACGCCAUAAAAGCCCCCGAUGAAAAUAAUAGCGAAACAGUUUCCAACGCUCUCGCCGAUGUAUUACGAAAAUUACUGAGUGUUGGCUUGAUUGAUAAUGACGCUCAAGUUCGUUACGCAGUUUUAGCUUCUCUAGAUACAACUUUCGAUGAGCAGUUAUCGCAAGCAGAGUAUCUAGAUGCUUUGUUUAUUGCUUUGCAAGAUGAAGAGUUUAGGAUUAGAGAGGUUGCAGUUGUUACAAUUGGAAGAUUGUGUUGUAAAAAUCCAGCAUAUAUAAUGCCAAGUGUAAGAAAAGUGAUAGUACAGUUAUUGACGGAAUUGCAGCAUUCUGGUACAGGCAGGAAUAAGGAACAAGGCGCUACUCUUCUUGAUCACUUAGUGGUCAGAGCCCCAAGGAUGAUAAGGUCUUAUAUGGAACCCAUACUCAAGGUGUUAGUUCCAAAGCUGCGAGAAGCAGAACCUAAUCCCGCCGUUGUCCUCUCAGUCCUUUAUACAAUAGGAGACUUAGCAGAAGUAAGUGGAGGCGAUAACGAAUUGCAAGUAUGGAUGCAGGACUUAAUGGACAUUCUUCUUGAAAUUCUCGGAGACGCUUCGGCUCCAGACAAGAGAUGUGCCGCUUUAAUUACGUUGGGUCAACUAGUAGGUGCCACCGGUCACGUGAUUAGGCCUUACAGUCAAUAUCCCGGUUUAUUAGAUGUUCUUAUGAAUUUUUUGAAAACCGAGCAACAUCCUUAUAUUAGACGCGAAACUAUAAGAGUCUUGGGACUUUUGGGCGCUUUGGAUCCCUGCAAACAUAAAAUGCACCGGGGAGAAAUGGAUUAUUUACCUCAAGCACCCACGCUUAUACAAAUGCCAGACAAAAAUGCUACUGAAGACAGCGAUUUAACAUCUAGUGAGAUGCUUGUCAAUAUGAGUUCGAGUACUCUGGAAGAAUAUUAUCUGGCAAUGGCAAUAGCAACAUUAUUAAAAAUCAUAAAGGAUCCGGCUCUGAACCAGUACCAUACCAUGGUAGUGCAGGCAAUAACUUUUACAUUUAAAAGUCUAGGAAUCAAAUGUGUGCCUUAUAUUUCUCAGGUCUUGCCAAGUCUAUUAAAUGUUUUACGCACCGCUGACGUAAACUUGAGAGAAUUUUUAUUCCAGCAAUUAGCCCAGCUAAUAUCCGUCGUGAAACAGCAUAUCAGAAAUUACAUUGACGAUAUUUGUGAUUUGAUUAAGGAGUUUUGGACCCCCAAUUGCGCUAUACAAGGAACGAUUAUUACCCUUUUAGAAAACAUAGCAGAAGCUUUAGGAGCUGAAUUUAAAGUAUACCUGCCCCAAUUAAUUCCUCAAAUAUUAAAAGUUUUAAACCACGAUAGUUCCAAAGAUAAACAACACACAAUUAAGCUUCUUAAGGCCUUGCAUAGAUUUGACAAUAAUUUGGACGACUACAUGCAUUUGGUAUUGCCACCAAUUGUCAGAUUAAUCGACGCCUCUGACUAUCCUACAGCAGUAUCUAAACAAGCAUUAGAAACAAUAGAUCAAUUAGCUGAGUUAAUUGAUCUUUCAGACUACACUUCUCGUAUAACUCAUCCUUUAGUACGAGUUAUAGAUAAAAAUCCCGAACUGAGGGAUACCGCAAUGGACACAUUAUGUUCUUUAGUUAUGCAGUUGGGAAAGAAAUUUCGUAUAUUUGUACCAAUGGUGCAAAAAGUGGUUAUCAAGCAUAAAAUUUGUAAUAGGAGGUGGGAAACACUCGUUUCGACAAUCGAAGCUCAGACCACAAUGGCAGAUGAACUCGACUUACCCAUUCCUAGAAAUCAGCAAAAACGUAGUCAACAAGACAAGAAAGAAGUUGUACUUUCCGGCGAUACCUCAGUCAUGUCUCAGAGAUUAAAAGUGUUAGAGAAAAAUCUGCAACAGACUUGGGUGCAAGUUAGACAAGUUUCUAAAGAUGAUUGGCUAGAAUGGCUUAGAGGGCUCAGUUUAGAACUUUUAAAACAAUCUCCUAUACCCGCCCUCAGGUCUUGCUUACCUUUGGCACAGACUUACUCUCAACUUCCCAGAGAUUUAUUUAACGCCGCUUUUGUCAGCUGUUGGACGGACUUAAGUGAAAGUAUGCAAAAGGAAUUGAUUGGUUGUUUUGAGAAAGCUCUUAAUGUACCUGAUGUCCCCGAAAUUACACAAACAAUUCUAAAUCUAGCAGAGUUUAUGGAGCAUUGCGACAAGGGACCUUUGCCGUUGGAUGGUCACAUUUUAGGCGAACAUGCCAUGCAUUGCAGGGCUUAUGCAAAAGCACUGCAUUAUAAAGAAGAAGAGUUCUUAAGAUCCAAUAGCAAAAAUCAUCAAGUUAUUGAGUCUUUGAUUUCCAUAAAUAACAAAUUGCAACAAAAAGAAGCUGCCGAGGGUCUGUUACAGUACGUUAUGAGGCAAGGAAAUGACGUUCAAGUGCAGGUGCGAUGGUAUGAGAAACUUCAUAACUGGGAUAAAGCUUUGGGUCUGUACCAGGAAAAACUGGCUGUUGAUUCUUCAGAUCAGGAAGCUUGCCUAGGACAGAUGAGGUGCCUGGAAGCUUUAGGCGAAUGGAGUCAGCUGCAUAAUUUAGCAAUAAACAAAUAUGAGCUAUUGACUGGGGAUAAUAAGCAGAAGGCAGGCAGGUUGGCUCUGGCCUCUGCUUUUGGAUUACAUCAUUAUAAAUCCAUGGAGAGAUUCGUUGAGAGCAUACCUGAAGAGUGCCAAGAGGGCUCCUUUUAUAGAGCAAUUCUAGCCAUACAUAAAGAGCAAUACAAAAAUGCCCAAGAAUUUAUAAAUAUUGCUAGGGAUAUGAUAGAUACGGAGCUGACAGCUAUGGCUGGAGAAAGUUACCAAAGAGCAUACGGAGCUAUGGUACAAGUACAAAUGUUAAGCGAGUUAGAAGAGGUAAUGCAAUAUAAAUUAGUUCCGGAACGCAGAGAGUCCUUGAAGCAGAUGUGGUGGCAGAGGUUGCAAGCUGGCCAAAGGCUUGUCGAAGACUGGCAGAAAAUAAUACAAGUUCAUUCAUUGGUCUUGGAACCUCAGGAAGAUGUCAGGACUUGGCUAAAAUAUGCAUCCCUAUGUAGAAAAAAUGGAUCUUUGAAAUUAUCGCAUAAAACCCUCGUAAAGCUACUUGGAUAUGAUCCGGAGUUAAGUCCUGAAAAACCUCUUCCAAUUUCUCAACCACAAGUGACUUUCGCUUACUGUAAACAUUUGUGGCAAAUGGAUCAAAGACAGAGAGCCUAUGACCAAUUACAGACAUUUUUAACUAAUUACGUUCAGAUGGAGGGAGUAGAUACUAGUUUUGAGGAAAGACAAAGACUGUUAGCUAGGUGUUAUCUAAAAUUAGGAACUUGGCAAGAAAACCUGGAAGGCAUCAACGCGACAACGAUCCGGUCUGUGCUUAAAUGCUACGAAAAAGCAACAGAAUUCGACAAGGAUUGGUACAAAGCGUGGCAUUCUUGGGCAUAUAUCAACUUUGAAACUGUUCUAUUUUAUAAGAACAAGCAAGAAAAGGCAAAUGAGAAUGGCCAACAGAUUAGCCGAGCCGAAGAGAUCGAUAUCAAUGAGCACACAGUAUUGGCCGUAAGAGGAUUUUUCAAAUCUAUAUACUUAUCAAAAGGCAGUUCACUACAAGACACUCUCCGUCUUCUAACUCUUUGGUUUGACCAUGGCUUAUCCUCGCAAGUGUCUGAGGCAAUAUCAGACGGCAUUCGAUAUGUGGAUAAAAAUACAUGGCUGCAAGUUAUUCCGCAAUUAAUCGCGAGGAUAGAUACGAACAGAAUAUUGGUGGCAAAGAAUAUUCAUCAUUUAUUAGUUGAUAUUGGGAAAAUACAUCCACAGGCCCUAGUAUACCCGUUAACAGUAGCUUCGAAGAGUAAUUCACCAAUCAGACGUAGCGCAGCCAAUAAAAUAUUAAAAUCAAUGAGUGAACAUUCUCCCACUUUGGUCAGACAAGCUCUGAUGGCUUCUGAGGAGCUGAUCCGGGUUGCCAUCCUAUGGCAUGAAAUUUGGCACGAGGGAUUGGAAGAAGCAUCGAGAUUGUUCUUUGGUGAAAGGAACGUGGAGGGUAUGUUAAGGAUCUUAGACCCCCUCCAUCAGAUGAUGCAGAGAGGGCCUCAAACUUUAAAAGAGACCAGUUUUACGCAGGCGUACGGUCGUGAUUUGGCUGAUGCUCAUGAGUGGUGUCAGAGAUACAGGCUUUCAAGUAACAUAAGAGAUUUAAAUCAAGCUUGGGAUCUCUACUAUCACGUGUUCAGAAGAAUUUCCCGACAGUUACCCCAACUGACCUCGCUGGAACUACAUUAUGUGUCGCCCAAUCUAUUGAAAUGUCAAGAUCUUGAACUGGCUGUACCUGGUAGUUAUGUACCUGGCCAACCACCUGUUAGAAUAGCGUAUUUCCAUCGUUCAUUAGAGGUAAUAACUUCUAAACAACGCCCAAGAAAACUAGUAAUCCGCGGUAGCAACGGCAAAGACUACAUGUUCCUGUUAAAGGGUCACGAAGACCUUCGACAAGAUGAAAGAGUCAUGCAACUGUUCGGAUUAGUCAAUACUCUCUUGCAAAAAGAUCCUGAUACUUUCAGGAGAAACUUGACCAUACAGCGAUACGUUGUCAUACCUUUAAACACAAAAAGCGGACUGAUUGGUUGGGUGCCGCAUUGUGAUACGCUACACACACUCAUCCGAGACUAUAGAGAUAAGAAAAAGAUUCUGUUAAAUAUUGAACACAGGAUUAUGCUGAGGAUGGCUUCCGAUUACGAUCACUUGACAGUGAUGCAAAAGGUGGAAGUGUUUGAACAUGCUUUGGAACAUACGCACGGCGAUGAUUUGGCAAGGCUGCUGUGGCUUAAGAGUCCUUCCUCUGAGGUGUGGUUCGAACGCAGAACGAAUUACACCAGGUCUUUGGCUGUGAUGUCCAUGGUUGGAUAUAUUUUAGGUUUAGGGGAUAGACAUCCCUCCAAUAUUAUGUUGGACAGACUGAGUGGCAAGAUUUUGCACAUUGAUUUUGGAGACUGUUUUGAGGUUGCUAUGGACAGAGAAAAGUUCCCGGAAAAAAUUCCGUUCAGACUGACGCGGAUGCUCAUCAAUGCUAUGGAAGUUACUGGUAUAGAGGGUACUUAUAGACGAACAUGCGAGAGUGUGAUGUCGGUGCUUCAUAGAAAUAAAGAUAGUCUUAUGGCUGUGUUAGAGGCGUUUGUAUAUGAUCCCUUAUUGAAUUGGCGGUUGAUCGAAACGAAUUAUAGAAAUAGGUCUAACACGGGUGAAGUGGGCAGCUUUUCGACCGGAACCUCUCAAGAUAACGAAAUAACGGAGUCAUUGAGUGUGGUUCAUAGAAGGUCAUUAUUAGCAGAGAUUUCCAAUGAUGGUUCUCAGCCAGAGACUGUUAGCAAGAAGGCUGUGAAUAUUAUAAAUAGGGUAAGGGAUAAACUGACUGGCAAAGAUUUCCACUCCGAGGAAAUGUUGACGUUCCAGAAGCAAGUGGACUUGCUUAUUCAACAAGCCACAAGCAAUGAAAACCUAUGCCAGUGUUACAUUGGGUGGUGUCCUUUCUGGUAGAUGUCCUCUGAACUUUUCUUCUAAAUCGCAAUUCGCUAGAUAUUCAGCAACCAUCAGCCUUUUGUGUCAGAAAAGAAGUGAUAUAGCAUUAGAUAGCGAGUUCUCCUGACUAUAUCAUAUUUCCUCAAAUUAAAAUAUGUCAUAUAAUUCACCCUUAAGCCCCAGAUUUUACCUAAACGGUUAAAAAAGAAUGAAGGGAACAGUAAAAGUCAAGUUAAUUAUUUACUUAUGAUUUCUCUGCUAACUUAGCAGAUCAUAUUUUCAAGGUGUUAAAUUUGUAUUUUACACUAAUGCUAGCCAUUUGCUUACUAAUUUUAGUGUUCAGUGAGUACUGAAAUAAGCGCAAAUAGUUUUUAAUUAAACGCGUUGCGUUCUGGCCACUUUUAAAACAACAUGCACAUUAUUCUUAUAGCAAGAUUUUUUAAUCGCUAUCAUUAUUACAUGUGUAUCAUGUUUGACAUAUAAUAUCUAUAUAGAUAUUAUAUGUUAAACAUGAUACCUACGAUAUCGGGCGUGCAUUUAGCAAUUAAUUAUGAUUAAAAUAAGGCGCAAAUGCUAUGCUUUUUAUUUAAUGAAAUACUCGUUAAAUCCAUUUAUUAAUGAGGUUUUUAGGUUUGAAUCAAGCUUAGCAGUGGGAUAAAAAACCAUUUUGCAAUUCACAAGCUUUAUUUAUGAGAAUAAUAAAUUCUCAACGCGUUACUCCUUUUGACUCAUUUUUAGGAAUUCUGUAAAUAGGAAAGUUCAGUAUUAUGGACAAGAAAUAAAGAUUUUGACACCAAAUAAAAUGAGUUAAAUCUUUCAUAAAGGUAUAUUGAUAACGGUAAGUUAGUUUUAUGUAGAAAAUAGGAUGUAACUUUUUUUCUGAAAAUUUGGUUGCUGUGGUAAUAUAAACGAAAUAAUAAGAUGGAAAAUCGUUACAGAUCUAUAAUGAAAAAGUAUCAUACAAAAAUUGCUAAAUAAACAACUAACCACAAAAAAUAAACCACCUUGUUAGUGGUAAAAACUAAAUAUUAAAAAAACAUUAUUCAGAACAAGGUAAAUUCUGAACUCCUCCCAUUUCAAACCAAAAUAUCAUAGCUAAGAAAGAGGAUAUUCUGUAAGUGCUGAGUAGCGAAUUUUAUCAUCAAUUUUAACAUCGAAUAUUAACAAAUUAAGAAGAGAAUCAAAUCAAAUUAAAAAGGGAGUAGAAGACCAAAUGGCAUGAAAACUUUUUCGUUGUGUUAAUUUAAAGUUAUACUAUUGAAAAAAAAAUUAGUCUGAUUCUGACGCGUUGCUUUUAGAUAUAAGUGUGGCUUUUAUACUCUUUUAUACUUUAAGGCAAAAUAAAUAAUUUCACUCGUGGAAUAAGUCACUAGAAUCGUCAGAUUACAUAUUCCAACGCUAAUGCAGAAUUUAGCUUAAUUAAGAAUAAAAUGUUGAAACUAGCUUGAAAAAGGCAUCCUCUAUCGACACGCUUUUUCUGAACCGAAACUGAUUUUAAGAAUGUACUUUAUGCUUUAUCUCUAAUAUUGGAUUUGUAACAGUUAAUUUUGCAGCCUCUAUUAAUUUAUUAAGCAUAUUUCGAUAUGCCCUAAAUCCAUUGGCCAGCACAUUGUUAUUUGGAGAUUUAUUUUUUGAUUUAUUUAUCCAAGGCUUUUUAUUAACUUUAUUGCACAUAUACGUUUUGUACUUGUAUUUAUAUCAAUUAGGUUUUAAAUAGACUAUAUAAAAUUUUCUGUUGCAAUGUCAAGGUUCAUGAUACCAGUUGAAAAAAUGGUGGUGAAGCCAGAUUUUUCAGAAAUUUCAUUAAAUUUUCUUAUUAUCAUUUGAACAUAUUGCUCACAAAGAAUGCAUCGUUUUGUUCACACCAAAAACCUCGUUUGAGUAGUUAUUUUCUUCCAUUUUUGAUUUUUUAAGCAAUUUCUUUUUAAAUACUGUAAUUAAAGCUAUUCAUCAUUUUUUAAUCACGGUGAUUUAAUUUUUAUAAUAUUCCUAAAAUAAUCUGAUGAUCCGUUCGGGAAUAUGCUUUUACUUGAGAAAUGUUGACAAAAUAUUGAAUAAAAUACGGGGUGUCAUUUAUAUAAUAUAAACGAUUAUGAAUAAAUAAAUGUACAGGGGUUUUUAAGCAGUAAUUGAAAUUUUAACUAGUGGUUGACUUUAAAAAUUCAACUAUGGCUGAUAAAUAUUUAUUUGAAAUUCUUUGAGUAAAAAAUAGAUUAUUUUAUUUAAAACCAUUAUACAAAAAGAUUCAAGAGGUCUUUUGUCUUAAAAUAGAACAAAUGUGGUGAACAGUGACAAUAUCUUAAGUCAUAUAUCAGUGAUAGGUAUAUGGCUUAAUGCAAAACAAAUUGGUUUUGAGUACAUACAAUUUCUGAACGGAAAUUAUAUUAAAUACAUAUUUGUUUUAUUUAUUUUUUUUAACUUCCCGUAUCUGGGAAUGUAGUAUUUUUUUAUUGUCGACUGGGGUUCAACUAUAACUAAGCAUAUUUUUACGUACAUUUAGUAUUACGUAGCUUUUUGACUUUUUCUUCUUAAGGAUAGAUAAAAGUAUUUGUAUGUGUAUGAAAUAAUAUGAUAUUGUAUUAUAUGCAUAUUUUCUUUAUUUUAAGACAAGAUUGCUAAUUUUCAGUCAUCCUUGUGUUUCAUAAAAGGUGCUAAUGAUCUCAGCAGGUUUCUUAGCAUAUUAAGGACUAUUCUUAUACGCUCUUGCAAAGCGGGCCGCGUGCCAGUCAGGAAUAUUCAACAAUUUGUUCGUUGUCUAAAAUCCCAUUUUUAAGUGGUUAACCCACUAUUAUGCAAGACAUUCGCCAAAUUUUCAGAAAAUAACUUAAUUCCAUAAAUAAAUUCUAAUUUUGUGAAUAAAUAAAUCUUUUUGAAUUUAAUUCAUUUUGCAAGGAAAAUCGUUUUGUUUACUUUUAUGAAUUUUAUUACGCAGUAACAAUUCUUUUUAAAGGUUGGUAAUUAUAGUACUUAUUUAUUUAAAAUAUCAUAUAUUAGAAUAAAUCUUGACCAUUUUUCAAUAUAAUAAAAUUUUGCGUUUAACGAUUAGAUUUUUAAAAUUUUGUCAUUUCAUUUAUAGUUAGUAGUACUAAAUAAAAUAUAAUUUUAGUAAACCAGAACUGUAUCAAGAAGGAGGGAAUGCAUAACUUGUAGACAUUAUUUUAUCAUUGAUAGGCUCGUUUUUGUAUUUGGAAUAAUGAAUUUAAUAAAAACAGACAAAGGUCUUUUGAUCUUUAGGCUACUUGAGUAACAUCUAAAAAAUUAGAUUAGGAUGAAAAUUUUAGUUUAAUUUAGUUUGAUUUACUAAAAUCAAUAGAAAAAGUUAAUUAUAAAUUAUAUUAUAUAUUAUUAAAAAUCGCGCGAGUAAAUUUUAUUUAAAUUUGCUUCUAAUAAAUCAAACUAUAAUUAUGUUUUCAUUCUAAUCUUAUUUUUUAGUUGGCACUAAAGAUGGUCCAAAGGAUUUUGUCUGUUUUAAUUACUCGAAAUACGAAAUCCAGGAUAUUAGGAUUUUUUUUUAUCGAAAUUAGAUUUUUUUUUAUCGAAAUUAGGAUUUUUUUUUAUCGAAAUUAGAUUGUUUACCUAAAAACCACUUUAUUAAUCCAACGUCUGCAUUGAAAUUUCUACCGCAGGUUUAGAACUAUUUACUUUACGUAAAUGCGAAAACCUACCUUAAACAAGGCUGAAUAUUUUUGUUGCUAUUUAACCUACAUUGUGUUUAGUGUUUAAGUUAUAAUGUAAUUUGUUAAGUUGCUAUUAGAAUUAUAUGUACAUAUUUAGUUUAGAACAAGUGCCCAAAUAUAGAGUAUUUGUAAUUUGUUUUAAUAAGUUG
Messenger RNA from Anthonomus grandis grandis, 11349 nucleotides. It is a transcript of the gene Tor, whose product is annotated as serine/threonine-protein kinase Tor. Gene Ontology annotation, biological process: negative regulation of macroautophagy; protein phosphorylation; TOR signaling. The transcript is spliced from 38 exons. The coding region runs from base 228 to 7541 and encodes 2437 amino acids. NCBI's taxonomy places the organism in Eukaryota, Metazoa, Arthropoda, Insecta, Coleoptera, Curculionidae. Gene Ontology annotation, cellular component: TORC1 complex; nucleus; TORC2 complex. The record is from RefSeq and is a predicted model, not a curated record. Gene Ontology annotation, molecular function: protein binding; protein serine/threonine kinase activity; protein-containing complex binding.